This is a messenger RNA of Scleropages formosus (Asian bonytongue), 1386 nucleotides long. Its product is annotated as outer dense fiber protein 3-B-like. Lineage: Eukaryota; Metazoa; Chordata; Actinopteri; Osteoglossiformes; Osteoglossidae. Bases 259 to 1032 code for a protein of 257 amino acids. The transcript has 7 exons. Gene Ontology annotation, cellular component: cytoskeleton. The record is from RefSeq and is a predicted model, not a curated record.
CCCGGGAUAGGCUCCGGACCACCGCGACCCUGACCGGGACGAGCGACAGUGAGCGAGAGCGCGAACAACACUAAGAAUUCCAAGUGAAGGAGGAGAGAAAGUCUCGCGCAGAGAGGACCUAGUGAUGUGAACGAAAGGCGCUGACAGCGACCUGUCCUGCGCAUCCCUGGCAACGGCGUCUUAACGACGGAAAUCACGGCUCGAAGCAUCAGAGUCCCGCGGAGCCCCGCAGCGCGAGCUGGAAUUCGAAGGUAGGCGAUGUCGCAGGCUGAUGUGUGGGUGGGUUCCUGGCGGCCCCACAAACGGAGGGGCCCCAUCGCAGCUCUCUACAGCAGCCCGGGACCCAAAUACGCCCUUCCAGGAGCUACAGGUGUCAAUUGUCACGACCCGAGAAAACGGAAAGCGCCGGCAUUCAGCUUUGGCCUUUGCCAUAAGCAGUUUUCAUCGGACUGUUCUCCUGGUCCCACCUACCUGAUCCCCUCAAACGUCACCAAGAUAGGAAGGCAAGGCAGCCCCGCCUACUCAAUCUACGGCCGUCCCAAAGAUCCGCCGCUCUUCCAGACCCCUGGACCAGGCUGGUACUCUCCGGAAAAGUCAGGGAAAUCGACGUUUCGCUGUGCCCCAGCUUACUCGCUUUCCGCACGAACCAAAGGCUUCUGCCAGGACCAGACACCAGGACCUGCUGCCUACAUGCUGCCUUCUGUACUGGGACCCAACGCAGUGAACAAGACCUCUGCCCCUAAUUUCUCCAUCACGGGCCGGAGGAAAAUUGGAAGCUUCUGCGAAGAUCUUCAGAAGACGCCAGGGCCCGCAGCAUACCGUGUGGUAGAUCCUGGCACUUACAAGUCCAAGUCACCCCGGUACAGCCUGACUGGACGCAACAGCAUGCCCGGAGACACCACGCAGAAACCAGGACCCGGGGCCCACCGCCCCGAAGAGGUGACUUUCACACGGGGCAAGGCUCCCAGCUACUCUUUUGGAAUCCGGCACUCGGAGUUCAUCGCACCGCUCAUUAUCGAUGUGUCAGAGUGAAUCAUUCUCAUUUCCUCUGGACCUCACCUGCUUCUGGAACAAAAUGCUGAAAUGUAUUAUAAUGCAAAAUACUGUAUGCAUUCAGGGAACUUUCUUAUUCUGAGUCACGGAUAUUGUGAAACAUGAGGCCUUGACCUACAUGUUCCGCAGCUGUACUUUGAAUUGGAGGAACCCAGUUUGGUAAGAGGACAAACUGAAACCAUAAUGUAAUGAUACGUAAGGUAAUCUCUGGAUGAUGAAGAGUUUGCCAAACAGCAGCAGCAAUAAUCAGUAUUUCAAAGGAUCAACUGUCAUGAAUUUAUGAGAGAAUCAUUAGCACUUAGGAUAGCAACACUUUUUUUUUUUUCCACCUGU